AUGGGAGACAUUUGUGAUAAUGUAAAUGUUGCCUCAACAGAAUUAGAGCAUUUUGCCCGCUUAGAGGAGAAAGGUUUAAUUAGCUCCACAGGUUCUCAUGGUGAGAGUUGUGUGUUCAGUUCUGAUGCUUGCCCUGAAAAUAUCUAUGACUCAAACCCAAAGGGCCUUUCGGUUGGAAACAAUGUAUCUACAAGUACAGGUGAAACAAAACAUUCUCCUUUAAAAUUUGGAAAGAAGCCUCUUAUUGCAAGUGUUUACAGAUCAGAUGUAGUCCAAAGUAGAUUAGAAGAGGGUGUGUUUGGAAUGGUAACUAGAGUUGUAGGUGAUUCAGACUCCUCAGAUUAUGAUAAUGGAGAAGAAGAUGACGUUGAAUCUGUUUUAGGGGAUCAUGCUCGGGUAGUUUGGUCAAAUCUUGUUGAGACUACUGAGAAAGUUGAAGAUCUUAUUGUAGUUGAUAGGAGCUUUAUUCAUGGUGACAUUGUUGCAUCUAUUUUAGAUCCAAAAGGACAGAUAGGUACAGUAGUCUGCAUUGACCUUUUUGUUGACUUGAAGAUGCCAUUUGGAGAAAUUAAAAUAGAUGUCCCUAGCAAGAAGCUGAAACGGGUUGAUGAGGUUGUAUAUAAUGUCACAGUUUUGUUUGAUGAUGGUUCAAAGUGUAAAGUAAUGAGGGUAGACCCUGAGCGCCUUAUGUCAGUAUCUAAGAAUGUUUUUGAAGAUACAAUCUUUCCUUAUUAUCCAGGUCAGUGUGUACGUGGUACUUCUUCAGUUGUUUUUAAAAGUGCUAGAUGGCUCCGAGGUACAUGGAAGGCAUCUCGUAUGGAGGGUACAGUCAGUAAUGUUGAAGCGGGUUCAGUAUAUGUUUAUUGGAUUGCUCCAGCGAGUCCUGCAUCUACUAUUAGUUCAACAAAUGUCCCUGCAGAUAUGCAAGACCCUAACCAUUUAAAGCUUAUGUCUUGUUUUUCAUAUGCUAAUUGGCAACUAGUUGAUUGGUGUUUCCUCCCAACAUCUGGAAGGAAAUUAGGCAUAACUUUCCCUAUCAAGCAAGAUGCCUUACCAGAUAAAGACACAAAACUAAUAGCAGUCUGUGACAUGUUGCCUUCUUUUGAUUCAUCUUCGUCUACUACUUCAGGAUCAGUACAGAAUGGCACCGUACCUGCACAGGAUUGUUAUGGCACAAAGCCAUUUGGAGUUGAUUCAAAGGUCUUGUUUGCUAUUUAUAAUCUUGGUGAGCAUGAUUUCCGGCCUGAGCAGUAUGUGCUAGAGAAAGGUUCCGAUGAGGAUGGAGAAGCUUCUCAAACUAGGCACGUAGGAGUUGUAAAAACUGUGGAUUCAAAAGAACGUACUACCCUAGUGAGGUGGCAGAAAAUUGUGUCUCGACCAGAGGAUCCUCGAGAGUUUGACAAUGAAGAGAUAGUGAGUGUUUAUGACCUAGUUGGGCAUCCAAAUUACAAUUAUUUUAUUGGGGACAUUGUGAUAUGGCUUCCCCCUGUAGAAGAGGUAUCACAGGUGUCUGAUGCUGUUAAAAUGUCAGUUGAUGAAAAAGAAUGUGAAAUUGAGGCAAAUAUUCAUAAAGAUUGUCAGAUUGAAUUAAAAUAUCGAAAGUGUGUUAAAUCAGAUCCAUCCUCAGAGAAAAGAAGUUUGAAACAGCGACAAAAGACUGAUCUUGGUUUUUAUUUUGAGGAUCACAUUGGUGAUGAUAAAGAAAUUGACUUUCAGAUGAAAUGUCAAGGGGUUUCAAGAAGGUGUCGCAAGGCUAAAGUUGAUGCAAAGGUUGAAGAUAUGGAUUUCUCGUGGAUUGGGAAUAUUAGAGGUGUUAGAGAUGGGGAAAUUGAAGUGAUGUGGGCAGAUGGAAUAGUUACAAAGGUUGGACCACAAUCAAUUUUUGUAGUUGGCAGGGAUGAUGAUAUGAAGUCAAUUCAAAGUAGUUUUGAUGAGGAUGAUAAUGAUGAUGCUACAAGCUGGGAAACUGUUGAUGAUAAUAUAAUGGCUACAUUUGAUGCCGAUGAGCAGCAGUUGGAGCAAAGCGUAGAACCUGCAAUGGACCAGGCUACAGAUGCUGUACAUGCUUCAAAUGAAAACUUGCACAAAAUUAGUGAUACCAACACAUCAGUAUUGCGAGCUUUUGGAUUUGUGGCCAGGCUUGCCACUGGUUUUCUUGGAUUCCGAGGUUCUAAGAAUUCAUCAGACACAUUGGAUCCAAGUUCUCAAGAGCAAGCUAUGCAGAAACAUGGAAUUGCAAAGAACACUGACAGGACAGAGGCUAGUGGCAUUGAAGGAGACCAACUUACAAGAGCUUUGAAUUGUCAUCUGGAACCUGGUGGUGAUUCCAUACACAUUAAAGAUGGUUUGACUUCUUUGCCAGCAACUGCAGACUUAGGUGAUAAAAUGGACUCAGAGUGUGGUGACCACAACAAUGUGGAAGGCACACAAGGUGGCCAAGAUCAAACGAAAGUCUCUACUGAAGAUGAUUUGACAAGGAGCAUACCUAUUCAUAUGAAACAAAAUUUACAAGAAAUGAACAGCUUACCUAUUUCUAUUAAUGAUGGCCAGAACUUGUUUAAACACUUUGACAGUGUUCAGGACCCUGCAGACCACUACUUUUUCAAUGAAACUGCCCAGAAUUGCAAUGAUAGAAAGUGGUCGAAGAAAGUUCAGCAAGAGUGGAGUCUUCUUGAAAAAAAUUUACCUGAGAGCAUUUAUGUUCGAGUCUAUGAGGAUCGAAUAGAUUUACUCAGGGCUGUGAUAAUUGGAGCUAGUGGAACUCCUUAUCAAGAUGGUCUUUUUUUCAUUGAUAUUUAUCUUCCGUCUAAAUACCCUCAAGCACCACCAGCAGUGUACUACCAUUCUCUUGGGUUGAGAUUGAAUCCCAAUUUAUAUGAAACUGGAAAAGUAUGCUUAAGUCUUCUAAACACAUGGAUUGGCAGAGGAAAUGAAAUCUGGGAUCCGACAUCUUCAAGCAUUCUACAAGUCCUUGUUUCACUUCAGGGUCUUGUAUUGAAUGCAAGACCGUACUUCAAUGAGGCAGGAUAUGAUAAGCAAGUUGGCACAGCUGAAGGAGAAAAAAAUUCUCUUGUUUACAAUGAGAAUUCAUUUUUAUUGACGUGCAAGCUAAUGUUAUAUCUUCUCCACAGACCUCCACAGCAUUUUGAAAACUUCAUUAAAGAUCACUUUCGUAGACGUGGUCAUUCCAUUCUUUGUGCAUGUGGUGCCUUUAUAGACGGAGCUGAGGUUGGAUCUCUCUCAGAAGUACCGUUGAAGUCUGACCAAGUUUCUCAGAAAAACAGUUCAGUUGGUUUCAGAUUUAUGUUAGACAAGAUUAUUCCUAAAUUAAAAUCAGCAUUUGAUGAACUGGGUACAAAUGAUGAUUGAUGUUUC
Molecule: messenger RNA, 3375 nt
Organism: Cryptomeria japonica (Japanese cedar)
Lineage: Eukaryota; Viridiplantae; Streptophyta; Pinopsida; Cupressales; Cupressaceae
Product: probable ubiquitin-conjugating enzyme E2 23
Exons: 9
Coding region: 1-3369 (1122 amino acids)
Source: RefSeq, a predicted model, not a curated record